Messenger RNA from Dibothriocephalus latus, 495 nucleotides. NCBI's taxonomy places the organism in Eukaryota, Metazoa, Platyhelminthes, Cestoda, Diphyllobothriidea, Diphyllobothriidae. The record is from the annotation of a GenBank genome assembly.
AUGGUUAGCAUCAAUGGCAAGCCUGUACUCCUCCAGCGUGACACAGCCUCACAUAUCACUCUUAUCUCCAUGCGCACCUGGCAGACGGCCUCCGUGAUCACAUCGGACAAAAAGGCAAUGAAUGUGUCCGGAAGAUUUCUCCGACUCACGGGUGAGCUUGAAUGUGACGUUUCUUUUGAUGGCAGUCAAUUCAAAGGAAAAUACUACGUCACCAAGCGCCUGAACUUUAACCUACUUGGCCUCGACCAGAUCGAGAAACUCGGUCUCCUGGACUUGCCACUCAACCGCAUUUGCAAUAGUGUGCAGUCGACUUGGCCAAGUCCUGCCAAAUCAAAUCAGCCGGCGGCAAAGCAGAUGUCGACACUACAGGAGAAAUUACUAUCUGUUUCGCCUCAACCCUCAAGAGGAUCGGGCUGGAAAAGAACGCAUGCGGUUCCGUUUCAGUUGAACCAACGGCUCAUAUCUUACAAUUCAACUCAAACGGAGAAGUGUUAG